Messenger RNA from Daphnia magna, 1956 nucleotides. It is a transcript of the gene PIG-Z, whose product is annotated as GPI mannosyltransferase 4. Gene Ontology annotation, molecular function: alpha-1,2-mannosyltransferase activity. Lineage: Eukaryota; Metazoa; Arthropoda; Branchiopoda; Diplostraca; Daphniidae. Gene Ontology annotation, biological process: GPI anchor biosynthetic process. Gene Ontology annotation, cellular component: endoplasmic reticulum membrane. The record is from RefSeq and is a predicted model, not a curated record.
AUUCAAUUUUAAAACUGAGCGAACAAAAUGCAUUGCUGGUCUUAUUUAUUACUUUGUUUCGUGAGAAUUGUUCUGACGUUGCUUCCACAGACGGGCUAUAUCCAUCCCGAUGAAUAUUUUCAAUCGACCGAAAUUCUUGCUGGUCGAAUCUUUAAAUUAGAAACCUACACGCCAUGGGAAUUCAAUACCAGCUUACCCAUCAGAAGCAUGUUUCUACCAGUUUUAACAAUCGGAGGGCCAUAUUCGUUGAUGAAGCUAGCCAAAGACUGGUGGAACUUUGAUGUUUUGCAGCCAUAUCUGUUAUUAACCAUUCCCAGGAUCAUGAUGACUGCCCUGUCUUUUUUAUCAGAUAUGUUCAUCUACAAAAUAUGUCUCAACAACAACACAAGACCCUGGUCCACUCUCAAGAUUUGGGCAAGCUCCCAUGUAACUCUGGUGUUUCUUUCAAGAACAUUCUCCAACUCCAUCGAGCUGGUGUUGUUCUCGGCACUCCUCUACUUUGUCUCUUCCUCUAUGAAACUGACUGAUCGUUACAUCAGAAGAGAAAUUGAGCUGGAAGAUCAAUAUAAAAAAGCUGCCAAUGCUGUGGAAAGAGUCAACAUUGUCAAAAUGCAGAAGAAGAUUCCUCUGCACAAGUACAACCACAGCUUCUGGAUAGGUGCUCUCUUUGCCUUAGGGGUAUUCAAUAGACCCACCUUCAUGUUGUAUGCUCUGGUUCCCAUGUUCUUUUGGAUGCAAAGGGGAAUGUUUUUGAAGAAAGUGGGCUUGACCGACUUCCAUGAUCGGAUGUCGAGUUUAGUACCCACCUUCAUCGUAAUGGCCAUGGUGAUAGUCGUCUCCGACACUCUGUUUUAUCGAGGGUGGUCACAGAUGACAGUUGGUCAAGUGGUAAUGACUCCUUUGAAUUUCAUAGCUUACAAUAUGGAUCAAAGCAACUUGGCAAGACACGGCCUUCAUCCCUGGUACCUCCAUUCAGCUGUUAACGUCCCCAUGUUAUUCAAUGUUCUGGGCUUGGGAGGUCUGUACCUGGUAUCUCGUGCUCUUGUGGUCGUGGUCAUUUCACCCUGGACUUCCAAACCGAACCUGUUUGAUUUUAACGGAUUACUCAUGUUUUCAUUUGCAGUACCAUUAAUGGCAUUGUCACUAACACCCCAUCAAGAACCCCGAUUUCUCUUACCUCUUUUAGUUCCUCUAGUUUUACUGCUUGGUCCGUUUUUGUUGAGGCGACACGGUUUUUCUGCCAAAGCCAUGCGUUCUUUCUGGUAUGCCGGUAACGUUGUCUGCGUCCUGUUCUUCGGAUUCUUCCAUCAAGGCGGCAUUUACGAGACACAGCAUUGGCUCCACAGACACAUCCAUCAUGAACGAGCCAGGGGAACUCAUACCCAUUUGCUCUACUUCCACACUUACAUGCCUCCAAUGUCUCUGUUGGCUUUGCCACAUCGAACUUCAAUCGUCAACCACAUCAACGGUACUCGAUAUCAACGAGGACGGACGGUGUUUUUCGAAGAUCUUGGCAGUUCACUGCAGUUGGAAGAGCUUCGCCAACGAUGCGCUCGGUUGGUGGAAGAGGCGCAGUCUAAAUAUCAAAGCACAAAACUCAUGACGGAGAUUUUCGUCGUCUUCCCAGCUACGAUAUCCUUCCAAAUGGAUCGUCUGUUGAUGCCGCUGCCAACGCUACGAUGGAAGCAUGUCCACAAGAGCUACCCGCAUCUUUCUAUGGAAGAUCCGCCCGAUUUUGGUGACUUGUGCUCAAAGAAUUUAACUGUUUCACUGACGGAUAUUCAGUGCAAUUCCAUCAUACCUUGGCUGACCAAGAAAUGCAAUCAAAUGGCUCUAGCUGUCUACCAGUUGCAGUUCCUUCACCGAUGACCCUAGAGAAUUGUAAGAAUUGGUUAAACAUUCACAAUAAUUUAAUUACUCACUAAAAAUAAAGCCCCCAAAAAGGAUCUCAUUUGA